Fonsecaea multimorphosa CBS 102226 is the source of this 3576-nucleotide messenger RNA. RefSeq lists its product as uncharacterized. Gene Ontology annotation, biological process: regulation of transcription by RNA polymerase II; DNA-templated transcription. NCBI's taxonomy places the organism in Eukaryota, Fungi, Ascomycota, Eurotiomycetes, Chaetothyriales, Herpotrichiellaceae. Gene Ontology annotation, cellular component: chromatin. Bases 1 to 3576 code for a protein of 1191 amino acids. Gene Ontology annotation, molecular function: DNA-binding transcription factor activity, RNA polymerase II-specific; zinc ion binding; RNA polymerase II cis-regulatory region sequence-specific DNA binding. The transcript is spliced from 2 exons. The record is from RefSeq and is a predicted model, not a curated record.
AUGGCGGAAGAAGAGAACAAGUCUCCCGUCGACGCCAUGGACGUGGCAUCGCCUGAGGCGGCCUCAGCUGAAAGAACAUCCAACGAGACAUCGGAGGCUGCUGCCCCAGAAAUUGGUGAGUCUUUUCAGACAGCUCUGCUUUCUGUGUUUGAUGCUCAUUCCCAUCUCUCGGCAGACAAGACAUCAGCCAACAAGGCUGCGUCGGGCAAGGUUUCGACAGCGUCCAAAAACAUCAUGCCAAACCCAGCUUUUCCUGCGCCAAAGACAGACAAGCCUCGUCCUCAUGUGUGCUUGACCUGCAUGCGAUCCUUUGCUCGCCUAGAGCAUCUUAAAAGGCAUGAGCGAUCUCACACCAAGGAAAAGCCGUUCGCGUGCCCCGAAUGUACUCGCUGCUUCGCCAGGCGUGACUUGUUGCUCCGACACCAGCAGAAACUCCACUCGUCUACAACACCAUCAGCACGGCCCCGGUCUGGACGUAGGGAAAGUGUUGCAGGAGUUGCCAGCGGCCGUGUUCGCAAAAACUCCACCGCGAGCACCACGACAACAAUGAGGCCGAGAGCGAACACUGUCAGUCAUGUGGAUUCUGCCACUCGGAGGCUAAGUGUGAUGUCCGAUUCCGUUGGAAGCUUUGGGCGCCAACCCUCAACCAGCCAUACCAACCAUAACAGCGUGUCGGCCAUAUCGAGUCUUCAUGCAUAUCAAUACCGCGGCGUACACGGUCAUCAGCAUGCUUUAAGUUUGCCAAAGUUGGAGACCCAUGGACUGCAAACCGACAUCUUAGGCAGCCUACGCACGGCGCCUCCCUACGGGGGAUUUGGCGCCGAAUUUGAAAAUGGCAUCGACUCCGACCAAGGAAAUACCAUCAACCCUCACGCACUGCAUAUGACCAACAUGCAAGCGCUCAGCCUCGACUCGUCGGUUUCCCCUUUCCACCAAAUGUUUCCUGGUAUGACCCCUUCUCAAGCCAUGGCCGACGACGAUGCGAGUUUCGACUGGAUGACUUUGGGCUUCGAGAAUCAGAUGUCCUUCGCUCAGGCCAAUGAGAACGCUAUCGAUGACUCCUCCCCCUCGGCCAUGAGCACCAAUAGUCCGGCUCCAGUGAAUGACGUGAACAUGAAUGGCGAUCUAAAUCUUGCAGCGAUGCAACAAGCUUCAGUUACUGCAGGCAAUAUGUGGUCCACAACUCUUGCAGCCCAUGUGCCUUUGUUGAACAGUCCUAUGAGUAUUGAAAUGUUGUCCCAAUUUAACGACGUCGUCAAUGCUUCAAUGGGGACCGUCUCGCCAAAAUCCUUACUGGGUCAAGCAACCGCUAUGGAUAUCAGCCUUCCAACUCCGCCAGAUUUUACCACAAUGGACGCUUCCGCCAUGCACGCGGCCCCUCAAUUUACUGGUUAUCAUCUCUCGCUUACUGGAGAUGGUGCUGGCUCUACUACUUCCACAAACUCAGUGGAUAGUAGUCUCCAACAGAGCUCGAUCACAACGAUGUCCUCAGAUUUGGUCAAUGAUCAUAUUCGGAAUGUUUUGAUCGCCGGCCUUUCUCAGAAUGCAGGCUUUGGACAACGCAAGUACUCUCAACCAGCAAUUAGUUCGCCGUUGUCUCCAAGCUCCAACACACGCACGAAAGGGUUCAACGCCAGCACCUUUCCCAGCACAUCUGAGUUGCAGCGAUAUGUGUCUGCCUAUAUUAAAUACUUCCAUCCACACCUUCCCUUUCUUCACGUCCCUACCCUUAACUUUGAGUCGCCAGAUUAUACAACGCCGAUCAGGCUGGUUUCUGGCCAUUCUCAAUUUGGUCAGGCCUCUGUAGCUGGGGGAGGCAGUUGCUUGAUCCUGGCAAUUGCUGCCAUUGGGGCUUUAUAUGAACAUGAGGUAUCUCAAUCUAGAGACCUCUUCGAGUGUGCCAAACGCUUGAUUAGCAGCUACCUCGAAGAGAGGCGCAAGGCCAACCUGACCAAAACACAAUUUGGCCCUCGACACUCUGCUGAGCGAGAAGACACGCCACUCUGGUUAGUCCAGGCUAUGUUAUUGAACGUGAUUUAUGGCCACAACUGUGGCGAUAAAACAGCGGCUGAGCUUGCAAGUAACCAUUGUGCAGCCCUGGUGAGUCUUGCUCGUGGUGCGGAGCUCGCAAAGGCUUCUCAAGGCUACAGCGGAACAAGCAUGAAAGAUGCCAACGUCAACGUCCAGAUGGGUGGAAUGCCAAACAAUGGCUGGGGCUCGAUGAUUAGCGAAAUGGAUGAUUCUGACUGGUUGGAGUGGAAGGUGAUGGAAGAACGCAAGCGAACUUUAUAUGCGGUCUUCAUCCUUUCGAGCAUGCUUGUGACAGCUUACAACCAUCCUCCCGCACUCACCAAUUCCGAGAUCCGAUUGAAUCUACCCUGCGCCGAAGAACUCUGGGCUGCCGAGUCUGCGCAAACAUGGCGCCAAUUAGGAGGAGCGAGCGCGGAAACGGGCGCUCUUACCUUUGCCGCGUCAUUGACACAUUUGCUCAUGUCCGCACACAGACAACGAAGGCGAAACAGUAAUGUAAACGGAGUUGGGCUUACGAGCGAGCUGGAACUCACCCCGAGCACAUUCGGUUGCUUGAUCCUGAUCAACGCCUUACAUAACUACAUCUGGGAAACACGACAACGUCACUUGGGCCGGCAAUGGACCGCAAGCGAAACGGAGCAGAUGCACGCCCACAUUGAACCGGCACUUACGGCAUGGGAAGCGGCAUGGGCGAGCAAUCCCAAGCAUAGCAUCGAGCGACCCAAUCCAUUUGGCGACGGUCCCUUGUCGGCGGAUUGUGUCCCUUUGCUUGACCUUGCUUACAUCCGGCUGUUUGUCAAUUUCGGGAGGUCCAAGGAGGCUUUCUGGCAGCGGGACUACGAUGCUAUGGCGGAAGAGCUGGCCAAGGGCUCCGAACCGGUUUCGGGGCAGGAACCGGGCAAACCAGACCAAACAAGCAACUCUCCAUCUCAAAAGCCAGAGGCCAAGAAUCAAGAGCAAAUGCCGACUCCUGCGGAAGAAGGCAUGAAAGUGGAACCAGGAGAACACGAGCAGGAAGCCCGGAAAUCCCACUCGUCCCGACGUGAGCGACACCUUCGCAAGGCAGCAUUCUACGCCGCCGAUUCUUUGGCCAUGUCAGACAAACUCGGUUUGAGUUUUGCUGAACACACCUCUCGAGAGCUACCAACGCAGUCUGCGAUGUGUGCAUUUGACUGCGCGCAAGUCCUUGCAGAGUGGAUCGCCACCGUCCAAGAACGGGUUGGCAGAUAUCUGGGUGUCAUUGGCCGCGAUGAGAUGAACCUGCUGGAAGUACCAGGCAUACUCCUCCUCGAGGAUGAAGACCGAACCUUGAUACAGAAGAUUGACGAGAUCCUGACCAGCGCUGAAAGCAAGGUCGAAACCCAGGGCGGAUUUGACCUCUCUGCGGCACGGGCAGGAGGUCAUGGCAGCAGAAUCCUUGCAUUGACAGCGUACAUACUAGGAAGGGAUUCCGUGUGGCCGGUCUUCAAGCUCAUGGCGCGGUCGCUGGAGACCCAGGCAGGGCAUAUCAAGGAGCGAGCCUUGGUUUCAGCUUCGAACCCGUGA